AAGCACCCUAAAAUUUGUUUUAAGAAAAUAAAAAGAAAAUGGUUUAAGCAUUCAAAAAAUAAUAAUAAUUGUUUUAAAAGCCGAAAUUUUUAGUUCUUUGGUUCUAAUUUUUCAAUUUUUUCCGUGUCCUAAAAAACGAAGUAUAUUAAACGUUUCCCUCCUCUAAGAAAUCUGAGUUGGAUUUCCGCUUCAAUCGCGAAUCUUCUUUCCUUCUGAGACACCAUUGGUGGAAGCCGCUUGCAAGUAAUUUUGAGGGUAGUGUGAGAAAAUUAAGGAAACCUGUUUCAACUGCUGCUGCUGCUUUGGAGGGUUAUUCUCUUUCUUGAUGCAACUUGAAUAAAGAUGGAGGAAAAACAUGAUGAAGUUGAAGAUGUUGACAGAGCCUCUAGUGGUUCUUUUAUUGUUGAUUCAGAUGAUGAUGAUGAACCAUCAACAUCUGGACAAGAUGAUGGGUUGCAUUUUGAGGAGCCAUUGACUGAGAAGGAAAUAGAAGAGCUGGUAUCUGAGUUUUUGGAAGUUGAGAGCAAGGCUGCAGAGGCUCAAGAAACACUUGAAAAGGAAUCUCUUGCUAAUGUGGAGAGUGAAGUGAGAGAGGAGCUGGCACAAACUCUUAAGGGGGAUGAUUUGGAGACAGCUGUAGCAGAUGAAAUGGCCACUUUUAUAGAGCAAUGGGAAGCUGUGCUAGAUGAGCUUGAAACAGAGAGUGCACAAUUGUUGGAACAACUUGAUGGGGCUGGUAUUGAAUUACCCAGCCUUUAUAAGUGGAUUGAGAGUCAAGCUCCAAAUGGUUGCUGCACUGAAGCUUGGAAAAGAAGAGCGCACUGGGUAGGAUCUCAGGUUACUAGUGAAACUGCUGAGUCUUUAGCUGAUGCUGAAAAGCAUCUUCAAACCCAGAGGCCUGUAAGGAGGAAACAUGGUAGACUAUUGGAGGAAGGUGCUAGUGGAUUUCUGCAAAAGAAGCUUUCUGAUGAUAUUAGCCAGGAGGCACCAACAGGGAAAUCGGACAUAGAGUGGAGCUCUUUCAUGAAAAUUUGUUCUAAUGGUUUACCUGAGGAUGAAACUGGUUUUGGCAGCAAGGACUGGGCUUCUGUCUACUUGGCCAGCACCCCACAGCAAGCUUCAUUAAUGGGACUUAAAUUUCCUGGAGUCAAUGAGGUGGAGGAGAUUGAAGAUGUUGACGGCAGUUCAGAUAAUCCACUGGUUGCAGAUGCCAUAGAAAAUGAGAGAGAGCUGAUUCUUUCUGAAGAGCAAAGGAAAAAUUUUAGAAAGGUCAAAGAGGAAGAUGAUGUAAAUAUUGACAAGAAAUUUCAGCUGCAUUUGAAAAAGACGAGACAUCGAAGGAGAUCUAAACAGGUAACGGAAAGCAAAUUAGAUCAGUCCCAGCCUUUAGAAGACAAUUCUAACUCAAUUUCAAACAAGGCAAAUAGAGAAGAGAGGGAAUGUAUGCCUAAUAAUGAGAAUGGGUUUGCUUGUCAGAUUUUGAAGGAUGAUGUGCUUGAAAGUUUUGAAUCAAGUAAACUGACCAGGACACAGUCUAGUCCUAAUGGCAUGUCCGAGGUAGAUAUGUCUGCUUCUGGAAUACCUGUUGGGUCCAAGCGUUCAAAUGAAGAUAUGGAGGCUAAUGAAAAUAAUAAGAAGGCACGGACUGUUAUCACAGCUAGUGAUGACGAAGCCAAUAUUACAGUGAAGGAUGACUUGAUUUCCUCCAAAUUGGAGGAUCAGCUUACUAUGCCCGGAAAAAGUGAUGCUGAUGUGGGUGUUGAAUCUAUUUCUUCAGAGUGUCUAACUGACAAGUUCAUUUGUACCGCUUGUCAUAAACUGGCUGUUGAGGUGCACCAACAUCCACUUCUUAAAGUAAUUAUUUGCAGGGAUUGCAAAUGCUUCCUGGAAGAGAAAAUGCAUAUGAAGGACUCUGAGUGCUCAGAGUGUUAUUGUGGAUGGUGCGGAAAAAGCAAUGACCUAUUGAGUUGCGAGUCAUGCAAAACAUUAUUUUGUACAAAGUGUGUAAGGAAGAAUAUUGGUGAAAAAUAUUUGCUUGAGGUCCAGGCCUCAGGUUGGCAAUGUUGUUGCUGCUCGCCAACUAUUCUGCAAAAAUUAACAUCAGAUUUAGAGAGAGCCAUGGGAUCUUCAGACACAACGGUUUCUAGUUCUGAUAGUGAGUCAGAGAACUCAGAUGCUGAUAUUAGUACUUCCGUCAGUUCUAAGCGAAAGCAAAAAAAGAAAAUUCGAAGGAUUCUCGAUGAUGCUGAAUUAGGAGAAGAGACAAAGAGGAAAAUUGCAAUAGAAAAGGAACGUCAAGAGCGCUUAAAAUCAAUGCAGUUUUCUGCCAAAUAUAACAUGAACUCUUCAAGCUGCAGUAGGAACUUAUUAGAUGAAGCUAGUGUAGAGGUGCUUGGUGAUGCCAAUACUGGUUAUAUAGUGAAUGUUAGGAGGGAGGAUGGUGAAGAAGCUGUAAGGAUUCCCCCAAGCAUAUCAGCGAAAUUAAAAGUCCAUCAGAUAGCUGGGAUUCGAUUUAUGUGGGAAAACAUUAUACAGUCAAUCACAAAAGUGAAGUCUGGGGAUAAGGGUCUUGGUUGCAUUCUAGCUCACACAAUGGGCCUUGGUAAAACGUUUCAGGUUAUAGCUUUCUUAUACACUGCAAUGAGAAGUGUUGAUUUGGGAUUAAAAACUGCACUUAUUGUCACUCCUGUAAAUGUGCUGCACAACUGGCGCCAGGAGUUCAUGAAGUGGAGACCUUCAGAAUUAAAGCCCCUCCGUGUCUACAUGUUAGAGGAUGUGCCAAGGGAGAGACGGGCAGAAUUGCUUGCCAAGUGGAGAAGGAAAGGUGGAAUUUUUUUAAUAGGCUAUACUGCUUUUCGAAACUUGUCUCUUGGAAAACAUGUGAAAGAUCGCAACAUGGCUAGAGAUAUUUGUUAUGCUUUGCAGGAUGGUCCUGAUAUACUAGUUUGUGAUGAAGCCCAUACUAUUAAGAACACCAGGGCUGAUACAACCCAGGCGUUGAAACAAGUGAAGUGUCAGAGGAGGAUUGCCUUAACUGGAUCACCACUUCAGAACAAUCUCAUGGAGUACUACUGUAUGGUUGAUUUUGUAAGAGAAGGUUUUCUUGGAAGCAGCCACGAGUUUAGGAACCGCUUCCAAAAUCCAAUAGAAAAUGGUCAGCACACAAAUUCAACGCAUGAAGAUGUAAAAAUUAUGAAUCAAAGGUCCCACAUCCUUUAUGAACAGUUAAAAGGAUUCGUUCAGAGGAUGGAUAUGAGUGUGGUGAAAAAAGACUUGCCUCCUAAAACUGUCUUUGUUAUUGCUGUAAAGCUUUCUCCACUACAGCGUAAGCUCUACAAGAGAUUCCUUGAUGUACAUGGUUUUGCAAAUGACAGACCUUCUAAUGAGAAAAUUAGGAAGAGCUUUUUUGCUGGGUACCAGGCCUUGGCUCAGAUAUGGAACCAUCCUGGGAUACUGCAAUUGAACAAAGAAGAUAGAAACUAUAUUAGUCGUGAAGAUGCUGCUGAAAACUUCCUUGCAGAUGAGAGCUCUAGUGAUGAAAAUGUAGAUUAUAAUUUGGGUGUAGGAGAUAAAACGAGGAGUAUGAAUGAUUCUCUGCAUGAAAAAAAUGAUUACGGGUUUAUUCAAAAGGGUUGGUGGAGAGAUCUUCUUCACCAAAAUAAUUAUAAGGAACUUGACUACAGUGGCAAAAUGGUUUUGUUGCUUGACAUCAUAACCAUGUGUUCAAAUGUGGGUGACAAGGCACUGAUUUUUAGUCAGAGCAUUCCAACUUUAGAUCUGAUAGAACUAUAUCUUUCAAGAUUACCUAGACGCGGAAAAAAAGGGAAGUUCUGGAAAAAGGGGAAAGACUGGUAUAGGUUGGAUGGAAGAACAGAAAGUUCUGAAAGGCAAAAGUUGGUUGAGAAGUUUAAUGAGCCAAUGAAUAAAAGAGUCAAGUGUACUUUGAUCUCUACCAGAGCUGGAUCUCUUGGGAUUAAUCUAUAUGCUGCAAAUCGUGUAAUUAUUGUUGACGGUUCUUGGAACCCUACAUAUGAUCUUCAAGCUAUAUAUCGGGCCUGGAGGUAUGGCCAGACAAAGCCGGUGUUUGCUUAUCGAUUGAUGGCACAUGGGACUAUGGAAGAAAAAAUUUAUAAGCGUCAGGUGACGAAAGAAGGUCUUGCUGCAAGGGUGGUAGAUAGACAACAAGUACAUAGGACUAUCUCCAAGGAGGAGAUGUUACAUCUGUUUGAAUUUGGUGAGGAAGAGAACUUUGAUACUUUGAUGGAACUUAGUGAAGAGAACGGAAACCAGAAUAUGGCUAGUGAAGUUGGAAAGUCACUGAACCCGAAGAUUCCUCUCUCCCAUGGAAGCUGUUCCUCUGACAAAGUAAUGGAAAGUUUACUUAGUAAACAUCAUCCAAGGUGGAUUGCCAAUUUCCAUGAACAUGAGACCCUUUUGCAAGAGAAUGAAGACGAAAAGCUCUCAAAAGAAGAGCAAGAUAUGGCUUGGGAAGUCUUUCGGAAAACCUUAGAAUGGGAGGAGGUACAGCGAGUAUCCCUUGAUGAAUCUGCAGCAGAGCGCAGGCCUGUUGUUCCUGAUGUGGCCCCUCCUCCUAAACCAGAGCCUGCGAUGAAUCACUUAACAAAACCCCAGGGUAUUUUCAGGAGUCGGAUUGUGCAACGAAAAUGUACUAAUCUUGCCCACUUGCUCACUCUCAGAAGCCAGGGGACAAAAUUUGGUUGUAGUACUGUAUGUGGGGAAUGUGCCCAGGAGAUAAGCUGGGAGGACUUAAAUAGGGACAGCAAAAUAGCAAGGUAACAAAGAUAAUGAUCAUUAUUUUUUCCUUCAUAGUAUGGUCAUUCCAGUGUAAUUUGUUGUGAUUGUACAUGACAACUUAUAUGAUGUCAGUUCAAUCCCCUUUUGAACACAAUACAUUCUUUCUGGGGCCCCUUCAUUUACAGUCAUUUUUGUGUAUGUUUCUUUGGGGGCAUGCUGAGGCCUGGGGUGUUGGAUUCAUGUUCUGAUUUGAUGAAGAUCAUGAAGGAAACCUUUUUUGAAAAUUUUGAAAGGGCACACAGGUAGGAGGCAUUGAGAAUUUGGACUGGCUGGAAUUUGCCCUCUGUUAAUCUGAGUUCUAAUAUAUAUUUUAUUGAAAUGAGUUCAUUAAA
Messenger RNA from Gossypium arboreum, 5147 nucleotides. RefSeq names its product protein CHROMATIN REMODELING 20. Gene Ontology annotation, cellular component: nucleus. The transcript is spliced from 27 exons. Gene Ontology annotation, molecular function: ATP-dependent chromatin remodeler activity; ATP binding; ATP hydrolysis activity. Bases 343 to 4797 code for a protein of 1484 amino acids. The record is from RefSeq and is a predicted model, not a curated record. Lineage: Eukaryota; Viridiplantae; Streptophyta; Magnoliopsida; Malvales; Malvaceae.